AAGUUGUCUAGGUGAUAGUGAGCAGGAGUAGUGAAGAUGGCCUCCCAAGUGUGUCAGAACUACCACAAGGAUUGUGAGGAUGCUGUUAAUAAGCAGAUCAACCUGGAGCUCUAUUCUUCCUAUUUUUACCUCUCCAUGUCCUCUUACUUUGACCGGGAUGAUGUUGCCCUGCGUCACUUUGCUGAGUUCUUCAAGGAGCAGUCCCAUGAGGAACAGGAACAUGCUGAGAAACUGAUGGAAUUCCAGAAUAAACGUGGAGGCCGCGUCCUCUUGCAGGAUGUCAAGAAGCCAGAGCAGGAUGAGUGGGGCAAUGGUCUGGAGGCAAUGCAGAGAGCUCUACAGAUGGAGAAGGAUGUGAACCAGAGUCUGCUGGAUCUGCACAAACUCUCCUCUGGCCACACUGACCCUCAUCUGUGUGACUUCCUGGAGAGACACUACUUGGAUGAGCAAGUGAAGAUGAUCAAGAAGCUGGGAGAUGACCUCACCAACCUGAAGAGACUGGGAGCCCCUGAGAAUGGCCUGGGAGAGUACCUGUUUGACAGGCUCACCCUGGGGGAGAGUGACUGAACUGACUGCAGGGAGUGAGCUGCUUGUGAUAUGUAUAAAAUGGGAGCCCUGUAGAGACUCUGUAGAAGCAACUCACUGUCCUGUACUAAGUGUGAAUAAACUGCUCCAUAUUGGACUAGG
This is a messenger RNA of Chiloscyllium plagiosum (whitespotted bambooshark), 687 nucleotides long. Lineage: Eukaryota; Metazoa; Chordata; Chondrichthyes; Orectolobiformes; Hemiscylliidae. The record is from RefSeq and is a predicted model, not a curated record.